CCUUGCGCCUGAAAUAGUGCGGAUAGUGUUAAUAUAAGAGUUUUAUUUUUAAUGAUGAUUGCUUUGGAUUCUGAGUAAGAAGUCGUAUCUAAUGAAUGGUGUGGUUUUUUUCGUGCCGUUAAUAUAUUAGUUGCUUAGAUUAAAAUUCUUGUGAGAAUAUAUUACAUAACUAAAUCAAUAGUCACCCUGAAAGCUGAAAAUAACAGGUUAAGGAAUGGUCGUCGUUAAUUCUUCUACUAUUGAAGAUAUUUUACAUCAGUUGAAAAAAAAUUAUGGCCCUUUGGGAUUUGAAUUUCAUUCAUUUAAGAUUGGAUGGUAUAAUGCAUUUGUACGACCAACAUUUAAACUCGAUUAUGAUGACGAUACUGUAGCUUUCUUGAUUAUCAGUGCUCCCAAAAUGUUUGAAAAUGCAUUUAUUCCUUUUUUGUUACAAAGAAGCAACCAGUUGGUGGGAAUUAACGACCCCAUUGAUGAAUGCAUGAAAUUUUAUUUUUCAAAGAUUCCAGAGCUUUUUCCCUGUUAUAAAAUAAAAGUGAUCCAUGAUUUUGAACUUCAUCCAAACAGACGCCCAAAAAUAGUAAUGCAGAGUGUUGCUCAUGCAGCUGGUGCUGCUUAUCUUUAUCAUCCUAACAGUCUCAGUUUGGACAAUGAAAAGAAAAAGAAGAUGUUUGGUGUCUGUAUUCAUCCUAAGUAUGGUGGCUGGUUUGCUCUACGAGGUGUUGCAUUCUUUGAAAAUCUCAAAUGUCCCGAUUUGGUGCGAAUACCUCCUUGUGAUGUUAUCCCAUCUGAAGACGAUAAAAUCAAAUUAUUAGAGCUGUACAAUUUUAAUUGGACUGAUUGGAGAUUUCGAGAUAUUAUCCCAGUGGCUGAAAAGUAUUCAGAUCUUCAGAUUAAAUAUUUCUCUGCUACUCCGGGUAACAGAGAAAAGGUAAUUAAUGAAAUAAUUAGUACUCAUCUGUGUGCUAAUGGGUUCUAGUUUUUAAAAAGUGUUUUUUGUUUUGUUUAUAAUCAUAGAUAGUGCAUUUAUAUCAAGUAUUUUGAAUAUAUUCUAACAUGUUGCAGAUUUGGUAUUAACAUCAAAGUAUUUAUUGCUAGAUUUUUUAUUCUAUAUAUUAACAUAUCUUUCAAACUUGCCCAUAUUAUAUUCACAGAUGAGGUUAGAAAUUUGAUCAACUGUUUUAAGCAAAGUUUUUUUUUUUUUAAUGUUAUGUUUGAUUUUAUUUUGCAAUUUUAUUGUUUUGUUUUACAUUGUCCUUUUUUUGUUUUUAUUUUUUGAAAUUGUUUUGUAUGCAUAUUCAUGAGUUUCAUCAAACAUGACCUUUGUCAUAUGACUGUCUUUAUAGUUCCUAAUUUAGUACAUCUUGCUGAUUGCUAUAGCAAUAAUGUACUCAAAUGCUUAAAUGUGUUACAACCAAACUUCUCCUACUCGCACGAAAUUUUUUACAUAAGUUAUGUGUCCAAAAUGUAUUACAUUAAUUGUGUGGCCAAAAUUUGUUACAUGACAACAUUAAUUUAUUACAAAACGUUUUAGAUCUUCUGUUAUUGUUUAUAAGUGCUAACUGAGCUAUAUCAUUUGAAUACUAUCAACAGCAAUUCUGAAUGAUCAAAUUCUAAUGAUCUGUAGUUCUUUCUUAUGUGCUGAUCAAUAAGACACAAAACUAUGUUAAUAUAAAACUGCUCUUUGAAUCCCCAUAAAAGAAUUCUGCUGAUCAGGAUUCAGAACUAAAAAACAUUGAUAAUAAUUCUUUAGUAUUUAAACAAAAUCGUUUUUUUUAAAUUAUUAUUAUUAUUAUUUUCUUGUUAAAUAGAAUAUUGGAAAUUCGCUAUAUAAAUUUUUAAUAUUGAGGUGAAAAGUUAAUCUUAAAAAGAUUAAUGACAAAAUGUUAACCAUUUUUUUAAUAAAAGAUAGUUAAUAUAAUUAGACAAUUUAGGAGGCUAAAUUACUUAUUUUAAUUAUGUUAAUUAAAAAAAAAUAUUUAAAGUUGCAAAAUAAAUUUUCUCAAACUUUAUCCUUAAUUUUCAUUAUUAAAUAUUGCACAAAUUUCUCAGAACAUUUUAUUUUGGUAAAAAUAUUCUUAAUACAGAUUGUAUUUCAUAUCCGAAUGUCUAACCAUUGCUAUCAAAAAACAGGGUACAGGAAAACUUUUUCCCUUUUCUUUCUCCCUCUCAUACUUUUUUUUUUGUUUUUUUGUAAAGAAUUUUGUUCAAAGUUUUUAUUUUGUAUGCAUUAGAAGUUGACUGCUUAUAUUACAAUUAUGUUGUAACUUUUGUGACAUGCUUUAUACAUGCUUACUUUACAUGAAUUUGUGUUCUUAAUUAGUAGAUUGAUACACUAAAAGUCUUAUCAGAUUUUGUUCUAGCAGUCAUUUUUGGUGAUUUGUCAACUUUUUUUUAACAUGUUUUCAACUAUAAAAACUAUUAUUUCAUAAGUUUAAAUUGUACAUUUUUAAGAAAUAUUCUACUUGAAUCUUAAUUGUUUACUUUAAAAAAAGUUGUCAGAUAGCUGUCGGUUUCCAGAUGUAAAGAAAAUAAUCAUCUGGAAAGAAUUUAAAGUUCACCUAAAUUUAAUGUGUUGGGAUCAAAGCUUACCUCAUCUUUUAAUGUAUUGGUAGAAGGAAGCAGAUACAAGUCAUUGUAAAUUUCACAUAUCAUUCUAAAGUAUAUACAGUUUUAUACAUAUAUUGAUGUUUUACAAUCCAUUGCUCUCUAAAAAUAAUCAUUUAUUUUGCAUUUAUAUUUGUAAGAUCUUGAUUUCAUUUUAAUUUACAGAAAUUUUCUAUAUAAAAUAACCCCCAUUACUUUAUAAUUUACUAUUGCUUGUUACUUGCUACUUUUUAUUUGAAAGAAAUAUAAUGUGAGGCUGUUUAUUUAAUAACAUUUAGUAAUGCUUUUUGUUUAAUCAAAUGAUUGUAGUUUCUACAAAUAAUCUUGUUUCAGAUUUCUACUUAAAUAUUCUUUUUUCUACUACUUCUUCAUUCUACUUAAUUGUUCUAAUUUUUAUUUCUUGUAGUUCUCUUUAAAGUAAUAUUGACUUAAGAAUCUCGAUAAGCUGAUAUAUGAAAUUGUUAUGAGGUGUAAAUCAGUAAUAUAGUUAUAUGAAAGUAUUAAAACUCCAUUUUAAGCCUUUUGUUAUAUGCACAUGUUGAUUAUUUAAUAAUGGAGUUUUUCUAUUAUUCUAUAACUGUUGAACAAAAAUUUUAUAUUGAUUUCAGAACUACUUAAUAAUGUUUCUUUUAUUUUUGGCUUUCGAAAACAUGAUAAUUAUUUUUGUUUGUAUAUGUUUGUUUUGAAAUUUAUGCUAUUACUUAACUCUUUUUUUUUUGUGAAAAUUUUUGAAAUUAAAAGGAAUUUCAAAAAUACUAUAACAGAA
Messenger RNA from Argiope bruennichi, 3370 nucleotides. Its product is annotated as cyanocobalamin reductase / alkylcobalamin dealkylase-like. Bases 215 to 976 code for a protein of 253 amino acids. Gene Ontology annotation, biological process: cobalamin metabolic process. NCBI's taxonomy places the organism in Eukaryota, Metazoa, Arthropoda, Arachnida, Araneae, Araneidae. Gene Ontology annotation, molecular function: cyanocobalamin reductase (cyanide-eliminating) (NADP+) activity; FAD binding; demethylase activity. The transcript has 5 exons. Gene Ontology annotation, cellular component: cytoplasm. The record is from RefSeq and is a predicted model, not a curated record.